This is a messenger RNA of Apodemus sylvaticus (European woodmouse), 982 nucleotides long. RefSeq names its product calcitonin related polypeptide beta (gene Calcb). The record is from RefSeq and is a predicted model, not a curated record. The transcript is spliced from 5 exons. Gene Ontology annotation, cellular component: extracellular region. Bases 114 to 500 code for a protein of 128 amino acids. Gene Ontology annotation, molecular function: hormone activity; calcitonin receptor binding. NCBI's taxonomy places the organism in Eukaryota, Metazoa, Chordata, Mammalia, Rodentia, Muridae.
AUCAGAGAAUAAGAGAGGAGGGCUCUGGGGACAAGACACUUACGCCCGCGUGUGCUCUUCUGGGGUGGACACUUCGCUCUUGCUAUUCCAACACUCGGGCUGCCAGAGACACUAUGAACUUCUGGAAGUUCUGUCCUUUUCUGGCUCUCAGCAGCAUAUGGGUCCUGUGCCUGGCCCCCAGCCUCCAGGCAGCCCCUUUCAGGUCAGCUUCAGGGAGCAGCCUAGACCUGGCCACCCUCAGCGACCAGGAAAAACACCUCUUUCUUGCUGCACUGAUGCAGAACUAUGAGCAGAAGGCUGGGAAGCUGGAACGGGAGCAGGAGACUGAGGGCUUCAGUGUCACUUCCCAGAAGAGAUCCUGCAACACUGCCACCUGUGUGACCCAUCGGCUGGCAGGCCUGCUGAGCAGAUCAGGAGGUGUCGUGAAGGAUAACUUUGUGCCCACCAAUGUGGGCUCCAAAGCCUUUGGCCGCCGCCGCCGCAGAGACCUUCAGGCCUGAGUGAAUCACCUGCAGGAAGAAGGUUACAUAAAGUUGAACCCACCAUGCCUAUUAAUAUUUUAUUAACAACAGCCUGAUGAAAAGCCCCCAUGGACGAUGUGUAUGUUUGCAUCCUGAUAGAUAACGAGGGAAACUACCGUUGUUACUUGAGAGGAAUGAAACCAAGUAUCAAUGAGUUAAUUCUGUGUUUGUUUGCAUCAUUUUUAUACUGAGUCUGUGGCCAGUCAAAUAUGAUGGUGUCUCCCACUGGCAUCUUUUGCAGGAAACCAAAUAGGUUCUCUAAGAGCCAUCCAGCUGAUGGUAUCAGCUCUCUUGAACCUUAGGGAGAUGUGAAAUCACUGCCUCUUGUAGCCACUGGGGACUCGUGGUAGAGAAGUUGCUGUGCCUUGAUGUCUCAGAACAUGACUAUAAAUUUAUUUAAGGAAAUGUCAAAAUUGUACCAUUUGUGAACUUCAUCAAGAUUAAAGCAUAUUUUGGAUACA